GGUACGCUUGGAGAUAAAAUCCGGCUAAUUCUUUUGCUGAAAGCUCUGGACGAUGCCACCGAGUAUGGAAAAAAUCAUUCAUCUUGGUCUACUCCUGGUGCAUUUAGACAAGAGGACAACAUCAUCGUCCACUCGCAGUGUUUCCUCAGAUAGCUCCGUUUGAAUAUCAUCAAAAUCUAGCUGAACGGUGAAACCAUCGAAGGCAAGGCCAACUGGGUCAAGGAACACCAGGAAAAACUCGUGCCGGGGUCGAUGCGUUCGAACAAGAUGAGAUGGUCUAUUACGUCGCCGUCACUAAGGGUGUGACCGGACGAUGCAUCGGUGCAAAUGCCGCAUCAUCACGCACACCAAGCAUGUUUAGCUGGAAAAGGCCAACCUCAAGUUCAUCGACGCCUCGGUUAAGAUGGGUCAGUCGGUUCCAGGCGGUUGGAUAUAUCGAUUCAACCUGAAAUUGACCAAACUGCAAGGUGUGAGCGAGUUGACGCAACGCAAAUGAUAAAAGGCAGCAACACGGUGCUGGGUCACGUGAAGCUUUCCCCAGUUCCAGCUGACCUGAAUGCCGUUUACGUAGAAAGCUUGGUGGUUGACCAUCGCUAUCGCGGCCGUGGAGUUGGAACUUAUCUGAUGACCGAAGCCGAACGAUUCUGUAAAAAAGUUUUAAACGUAAACAACGUUUACUUGGCGACCGACGGCCAAGAGUACUUUUAUGCGAAACUAGGCUACAUAUUUUGUAAAGCAAUUAACAUCUUCGGCACAAAUACUACGCGAAACACUUCCAGUAAAAAACAUUGGAUGAAAAAGGUUAUCUCCGAUUGGGAAGUUGAGGGAGAGGAAGUCGAUAGCAGUGACAAAAGAAAUUUGUCUUCGACAAAUUUGUUAAAUGUUCCUUCCAGUGAAGAGAUCAACAUAGAGCAUUCGGAACGGCAAAUCCCCAACAUUAACGAUUUGAUACGGAACAUUCGAAAAGCAGUCUACAAUUAUACGCCUAAGCAAGAAAAAGAAGAAACAAUAUGUGAUUUGAUACUAACAAUGCAUUCGAUAUAAAUUGAAUUUAGAUACAAUACUUUAGAAUAAUAACAA
Messenger RNA from Culex pipiens pallens (northern house mosquito), 1080 nucleotides. Its product is annotated as N-alpha-acetyltransferase 80-like. Gene Ontology annotation, cellular component: cytoplasm. Gene Ontology annotation, molecular function: N-acetyltransferase activity; acetyl-CoA binding. The transcript has 3 exons. The record is from RefSeq and is a predicted model, not a curated record. Gene Ontology annotation, biological process: protein acetylation. Bases 493 to 1044 code for a protein of 183 amino acids. NCBI's taxonomy places the organism in Eukaryota, Metazoa, Arthropoda, Insecta, Diptera, Culicidae.